AGCGUUUCCGGGGGGCGGGAGGCUCCGGCGGAAACUGUCCCCGCGGUGGCGGCGGAGACUAAGGCCUUGGUGCGGUCGGUUUGGACGCUCCAGUAGGCUGGAGCUGCGAGCGCGGAGCCGUCGGCAGAUUGCUCUUUAAUGGCCAUGUCAUAAGGAACAGUAUCACCAGGAAGACAGCGUUGCACUGGGGAGAUGCGAGCAAACGAGUAUUCAUCCCAGAUAGGGCACCAAGGACAGAACAGAGUACGAUUCCACCAAAGUCCAACUUGGCGAACCACACUGAACAGAAUUGGUGAUGAAAUGGAGCCUGGAACAAACUCUUUUCGAGUAGAGUUUCCAGAUUUUUCCAGCACCAUUCUUCAGAAACUAAACCAGCAGCGACAACAAGGACAGUUAUGUGACGUCUCCAUUGUAGUCCAAGGCCACAUUUUCCGGGCACACAAAGCCGUUCUUGCUGCCAGUUCACCCUACUUUUGUGACCAAGUACUCCUAAAAAACAGUAGGAGAAUUGUUUUGCCUGAUGUGAUGAACCCAAGAGUGUUUGAGAACAUUCUCCUAUCUAGCUACACAGGACGCCUUGUGAUGCCUGCUCCAGAAAUUGUUAGUUACUUAACAGCAGCCAGCUUCCUGCAGAUGUGGCAUGUGGUGGACAAGUGCACUGAGGUUCUGGAGGGAAACCCCACAGUUCUGUGUCAGAAACUAAAUCAUGGCAGUGACCACCAGUCUCCCAGUAGCAGUAACUACAAUGGCCUGGUAGAGAGCUUUGAGCUGGGCUCUGCGGGGCAUACUGACUUCCCCAAAGCACAGGAACUGAGGGAUGGUGAGAAUGAAGAGGAAAGCACCAAAGAUGAGCUGUCAUCUCAACUCACUGAGCAAGAGUACUUGCCCAGUAACUCGUCCACAGAGCAUGACCGACUGAGCACCGAGAUGGCAAGCCAGGAUGGGGAGGAGGGGGCCAGCGACAGCGCUGAGUUCCACUACACCCGGCCUCUGUACAGCAAGCCCAGCAUAAUGGCUCACAAACGCUGGAUCCACGUGAAGCCUGAACGCCUGGAACAGGCGUGUGAGGGCAUGGAUGUCCAUGCAGCCUAUGACGAGCACCAGGUCACCGAGUCCAUCAACACCAUGCAGACAGAGCACUUGGUCCAGCCUUCAGGAGUGGAGGAAGACUUCCAGGUUGUGGAGAAGAAAGUGGAAGCAGAGUUUGAUGAGCAAGCAGAGGAGAGCAACUAUGACGAACAGGUGGACUUCUAUGGCUCCUCCAUGGAAGAGUUUUCUGGAGAAAGGUUGGAUGGGAACCUAAUUGGGCAUAGACAGGAGGCUGCCCUCGCAGCCGGCUACAGUGAGAAUAUUGAAAUGGUGACGGGGAUAAAAGAAGAGGCGUCCCACUUAGGAUUCUCAGCCACUGACAAGCUGUAUCCUUGUCAGUGUGGGAAAAGUUUCACACACAAGAGUCAGCGAGAUCGACACAUGAGCAUGCACCUCGGUCUUCGCCCUUAUGGCUGUGGUGUCUGUGGUAAGAAAUUCAAAAUGAAGCACCAUCUCGUGGGUCACAUGAAAAUUCAUACAGGCAUAAAACCCUAUGAAUGUAAUAUCUGUGCAAAGAGAUUUAUGUGGAGGGACAGUUUCCACAGGCAUGUGACUUCUUGUACCAAGUCCUAUGAAGCUGCAAAGGCUGAGCAGAAUACAACUGAGGCUAACUAAAAAUAGGGUCUGGCCCUUGAGUGGCAUGCACAAAAAUAAACUAUGGUAAUUAAUGCAAAUCUGGGCACAGAUGAUGCGUGCCACUUGCUAUUAUGAGAGAAGCUUAAAAAGAAAAAAAAGGAAGAUAUUUCUGAAAGACCAGCUCUAAGUAGGCCAAUUAAAAAAAUUUAAUUCCUCAAAUUUAUAUGUUCUGGUCCUGGCCUAGAAUGGAUGAUGGGGAUAAGUUCACCCAGUGCCCAGCUGGCAAGACAGCCUUUCCGGCUAGCAGUGACUGAGGCAGUGGACUUGGUGGCAGACUAACCCACCAGUGCACUCAGGUGGUAGCAGUUUUCUAUCAUGCCGUGCCCUGGGGUCCUGGUGGCUGCAGAGUUGUGAGGCUUUGCGUUGGUAGUGCAUCACUGGAUGCUACUCUCCUCGAGACUACAGCCUGACUCCUGGGCUGAGAUGUGAACAGAGCUCUUUCAUGUCUAGUUUCAUGCUUUCUAAAGUUCUAGCUGAAACUAUGGCAAUGUUAGAUAGACCUGAGUCCAAAACAGGUGACAUGGCUCCUGUCAUAGUGCUGCAGACUCUUGACAAAGCAUGAUUGUGUGUUUAGUUCUAAUUGGGGUUGAACCAUUGUGUCUCCUUUUAAGUCUAUGGGUGACAGAGAUAGGUGUUUCUAGUUGGUUUGUAACCCUAAGCUUCCUCAUUUAAUGGUAGCAUCCAGACUAGACUUCCAGCCUGCAGUGACUCAACACAGUACUGGCAGUGUCCUGUGGGGCCCCCUGCCUUAGAUCAUGGUGCUUCCCAAGAAGGGUUAGCCAGGGAUGCAUGGCUAAGAGUUACCUGUGAGCGGGACACUCCCAUGCUCAGAGUGAGAGAGAGUGUUGGCAGAGGCAGCAACUUAUAAACAGAAGGCUAUACUUGAGAAAAGUCUCAAAAAUACACUGAUCUGGGGGAUGUGGUUCAGAGGGUACACUGAACAACACUGUCACUCAGCUCCUUAUGAGACCAGGAAUGUGAGUUCAAAGUGGGAAGGGGGUCCUACCUUGAGCAGUGCCAUCUAACAGAUGAUGUUCUGUAGUCGGAGAGAAAACUGCACACAUUCACAAGUCCCAGUAGCUUAUACCUGCUCAGGGAAGAAAGGCCGCCCACCCUGCAUGGCCUGAUCUGCCUGGAGUUGGAAAGAAGUCUUGUGUUUAAGCAUGUGAUCGGCCUGAGGCUCUUACUGGGGUCUCUAGUGUGCUUUUCUUGACUGGGAUAGCAUUCUGACCAAAGGCAGCUCAGGGGAGAAAGGGUCUUUGUCAGCUUACACUACCGUGUCACAAUCCAUUCCUGACGGAUUUUCAGCAGGAACUUGAAUAUUGACAGGCAAGACUAUCAACCACAGAUGUGCCCACAGGUUGCUCUGAUUUGGGCAAUCCCUCAACUGAGACCCCCUUCCCAGGUAACUCUAGGCCACGUUAAAUUGUCAGAGCAAGCUAGACAACAGGGCAGGGUGUUGCUCCUAUGCCAUCUAUUAUUAUUGCUAAGUAGAAACUUCUUUUUCUUAAAAUAAAAAUUAUUUUUCUUGG
Microtus oregoni (creeping vole) is the source of this 3257-nucleotide messenger RNA. It is a transcript of the gene Zbtb43, whose product is annotated as zinc finger and BTB domain containing 43. The coding region runs from base 193 to 1704 and encodes 503 amino acids. Gene Ontology annotation, biological process: regulation of transcription by RNA polymerase II. Lineage: Eukaryota; Metazoa; Chordata; Mammalia; Rodentia; Cricetidae. Gene Ontology annotation, molecular function: DNA-binding transcription factor activity, RNA polymerase II-specific; protein binding; RNA polymerase II cis-regulatory region sequence-specific DNA binding. The transcript has 4 exons. The record is from RefSeq and is a predicted model, not a curated record.